This is a messenger RNA of Alternaria arborescens, 810 nucleotides long. RefSeq lists its product as hypothetical. The record is from RefSeq and is a predicted model, not a curated record. The transcript has 3 exons. NCBI's taxonomy places the organism in Eukaryota, Fungi, Ascomycota, Dothideomycetes, Pleosporales, Pleosporaceae. Bases 1 to 810 code for a protein of 269 amino acids.
AUGCGCUUCUCAUCAGGCAUUCUUCUCGCUCUCCCAGCGCUUGCUGUCGCUGAGGAGCAGGUUCCUCUCCUCGACAAGGUGAAGGGCUUCUUCAACAAGGCGACUGCUGCCGUCUCCGCAUCCAUCCCCUCCAUGCCAUCGGCGCCCGUUGACACAGCAACAAGCAAGGCAGCAUCCAAUGCCGCCGCAGCAAUCCAGUACCCGAUCACCCUAGAGAACUGGAAGGAGGUCCUGACGGUUGAUCCUACUGCCAGCCCUCCUACCACCCAGGAUUGGCUUAUCUUCACCACUGGUGGCAACACCACCUGCUUCGGUCUGUGUGGAAACGCAACCAAGGCAUGGAACGCUUCUCUCCCCAUCAUGGCCGCAAAGACCAAUGCGCCCAAGUUCGCUUACCUUGACUGCGAAGCCGAGCCCAUUCUCUGCAACGCAUGGUCCGUCGGCGCACCAGCGCUCUACUACUUCCAGGUUCCUAAGCCCAUGGCCGACCAGUCUGCGCCCGUUCCUACCGUUCGCUACCAGCCUUUGAACCGCACAAGCACCACCACCGAGACCUUCAAGAAGCUGAUCGUCGACAACGACAUUGAGAAGGUCACCCCUUACGAGGGCCCCUUCCACCCCUUCAACGGUGCGCUCCAGCAGUACAACCUUGCCAUUCCGUACGGAUACGUUACCUGGGGAUUCUCCAAGAUGCCCUCGUGGAUGCCUAUGAUCAUCAUCUCUUUCCUCAGCAGGUCUUUCAUGAGCAAGCGUAUGGCGGGACCAACUCCCGCGGAGGCACGCGCGGCGAACGCACAACCCGCUCGGUAG